This is a messenger RNA of Acinonyx jubatus (cheetah), 1054 nucleotides long. Its product is annotated as arylamine N-acetyltransferase 1. The transcript is spliced from 2 exons. Gene Ontology annotation, molecular function: acetyltransferase activity. The record is from RefSeq and is a predicted model, not a curated record. Lineage: Eukaryota; Metazoa; Chordata; Mammalia; Carnivora; Felidae. Bases 86 to 958 code for a protein of 290 amino acids.
ACUUCCUGUACUGGUGCUGGAAGUGGGAGGACAGAAGGCAGGCAGCCUGCUUCCUGGUUGAGAGUCCUAGUGGAACUCGGGGAUCAUGGACAUUGAAGCAUAUUUUGAAAGAAUUGGUUAUAAGAAUUCUAGGAACAAAUUGGACUUGGAAACAUUAACUGACAUUCUUCAGCACCAGAUCCGAGCCAUUCCCUUUGAGAACCUUAACAUCCAUUGUGGGGAAACCAUGGAAUUGGGCUUGAAGGCCAUUUUUGAGCAAGUUGUGUGGAGGAACCGUGGUGGAUGGUGUCUCCAGGUCAAUCAUCUUCUGUACUGGGUUCUGACCACAAUUGGUUAUGAGACCACAAUGUUGGGGGGUUAUGUGUACAGUACUGCAGCCAACAAAUAUAGUAAUGCUAUGAUUCAUCUCCUGCUGAAGGUGACUACUGAGGGUAAGAAUUACAUAGUGGAUGCUGGAUUUGGACGUUCUUACCAGAUGUGGCAGCCUCUGGAGUUAAUUUCUGGAAAGGAUCAGCUUCAAGUGCCUUGCAUCUUCCGCUUGACAGAAGAGAGAGGAAUCUGGUACCUGGACCAAAUCAGAAGACAGCAGUACAUUGCAAAUGAAGAAUUUCUUAAUUCUGAUCUCCUGGAAAAAAAUAAAUACCGAAAAAUAUACUCCUUUACUCUUGAACCUCGAACAAUUGAAGAUUUUGAGUCUGUGAAUACAUACCUUCAGACAUCUCCAACAUCUGUGUUUACAAGCAAGUCAUUCUGUUCCUUGCAGACAUCUGAAGGGGUUCACUGUUUAGUGGGCUGCACCCUUACCUAUAGGAAAUUCAAUUAUAAGGACAAUAUGGAUUUGGUAGAGUUUAAGGUCCUGAAUGAAGAAGAAGUAGAACAAAAGCUGAAAAAUACAUUUAAUAUUUCCUUGGAGAGAAAGUUUGUGCCCAAACAUGGUGAUCAAUUUUUUACCAUUUAGAGUAAGGAGUAAAAAUAGUCUUCAGUAUUACUUCAUGUACUGAAACUUUUUGUUAUAAAAAAUAUUAAACAUAUAUUAGAGAAAAUAAACUAAUAA